Molecule: messenger RNA, 4121 nt
Organism: Antechinus flavipes (yellow-footed antechinus)
Lineage: Eukaryota; Metazoa; Chordata; Mammalia; Dasyuromorphia; Dasyuridae
Gene: SMTN
Product: smoothelin
Exons: 22
Coding region: 198-3935 (1245 amino acids)
Biological process (GO): actin cytoskeleton organization
Cellular component (GO): microtubule organizing center; filamentous actin
Molecular function (GO): protein binding
Source: RefSeq, a predicted model, not a curated record
UGCUGGCGGCGGGCGGAGAGCCGAGUGCGGUCCCACGGACCGGCCGGAGCGCGGGGCGGACGGAGCCGGUGCAUGGGCCCGGGCGCGCGGGGCUGCGCGGGCCGCCGAGCCCAGAAUCUCUCGGGGAGGCCCAAGCGCUGGAGGUCGCUGGCCGGCCGUCCCCCGCAUCGUCCCUGAGGGAGCGUGAGGGCUGUAAGAUGGCGGAUGAGGGUCUGGCCGGGCUGGACGAAGGAGCCCUGCGGAAGCUGCUCGAAGUCACCCUGGACCUGGCAGAACGGCGGCGGAUCCGCUCGGCCAUCCGCGAGCUCCAGCGGCAGGAGCUCGAGCGCGACGAGGGGGCCUUGGCGUCCAAGCGCUUCCGGGCGGAGCGGCUGGAGAACAAGGAGAACUGGCUGCACUCCCAGCAGCAGGAGGAGGAGCAGCGGGUGGCCCUGGCCCUGCUGUCCGGAAAGCUCGAGUCCAUCAGUGACGUGGAGGAGCUGACCACCCUGCUGCGGGCGGCCGGUGAAUACGAGGAGCGGAAGCUGAUCCGUGCUGCCAUCCGCCGCGUGCGUGCCCAGGAGAUCGAGGCGGCCACUUUGGCGGGGAGGCUGACGAGCGCCCACGAGGACGAGGGGCGGGCAGCCAGGAGGCGGGCACGCCAGGAGGCCAGGGAGCGAGAACAGCAGGCCGAGCAAGCGCAGACCCAGGCCCAGACUGGUCAGUGGCAGGCGGCAGCCCCCCGCCCGGAGCUGGACGACAUGGCCGCUGGGCCCCUCUUGCUGCUGGACGCCCCGGGCCCGACGCCGCCCAGCCCGCCCUCCGCCCCUUCUUCCUCGGAGCCGGCCCGGUGCCCCGCGGAGGUGGGUGGCGAGGAGGCCGGGGAGAGGCCCCCUAGAUCCUCUCCGGAGGAGGAGCCAGAUCCUGGGAGCCCCCCCAGGGCCGGCAGCCCCGAGGAGCCCCAACCUCUGCCGGCCCCGCCGAGCCCCGGGCCCUGCCCCGCCCAGCCUCGGGAGCACGUGUCGGUCCAGCUCCUGGGCAGCCACGGCCAGAGUGGCGAGGCGGGCCCGGACCGAAGGGAGCAGGCGGCAGAGACGGCGGCCGGGACCCCCGACAGGAAGAAGGCCGUGCCCUCUCUCCAGAAGCCCAGCCCCCGCUCCUGCCAACGCUCCCUGUCGCUGCUCACCCCCCGCAGGGCCCGGGCUCCAGACUCCCCGAAGGCCGGGCCCGCCGGCCCCUCCCCUUUGCAGAGGACCAGCUCCGUCCGCGACCGGGUGCGCAAGUUCACGUCGUCCGAGGCUCCCACCCCCCCGGGGGCCCAGACCCCCCAGCAGCAGCCGCGGCGGCUCGGCCCCGGGGACCGGACGGCUCUGGGACCCCUGCGGGCCGGGCUGGCGGGCGGUGGGAGCGGGGAGCCGGGCCCUUCCUCCUCCUCCGCCUCCCCGGUCCCGGGCAGGAUCGCCGGCAGCGGCGCCCGCAUCUCCUCCUGGCACGGAGAGCCCCUGAUUGUCCGAGUGGGGGCCGGGGAUCGCCCUAAAGAGGAGGGCCCGGGGGGGCGGAGCCCAGCCACGUCACAGGGGAGGCCCCUUCAAAACGGAGAGAGGGGCCCCCCGGCGGACUCAGAGGAGCCCGGCAGCGCCAGGCAGGCUCCGCACGCGCGCGUGGCCGGGGACGCCAGCAUGAAGACCACCUUCACCAUCGAGAUCAAGGAUGGCCGGGGCCAGCCCGUCAGCAGCCGGGUGCUGGGCCCCGUGGGCAGCCAGAGGGCAGAGCUGACGCUGGGGCUCCCGGGCACCCCCGUCCACUUUGGUGGCAACAGCACUGGCGGGGGCACCAUCAGCCACGUCAGCACCCCCAGGAUCAUCAGCCACGUCAGCACCCCCAGAACCGUCAGCCACGUGGACACCCCCAGGAUCAUCGGCCACGUGGGCACCCCCAGAACAAUCAGCCAUGUGGGCACCCCCGGGACCGCCAGCACCCCCAGGACCAUCAAUCACUUCGGCACCCCUGGGACCGUCGGCCACGUUGGUGCCCCCGGGACGGCCACGCGAGUGGGCAGCACCCCCCACGUCACCAGCGUGGGGCGCUUCGGCAAGAUGGAGGCAGAGGCGGCGGCGGAGCCCCCCGCGGGGGGGCAGCUGGAAGUGGACGUGGCCAAUGGUGGGGAGAAGGGCCGGCCGGCGAAGGAGCCCGGGCCCCAAGCUCAGGGCAAGGUGCGCCCGGAGGACUUGGCGGCCAUAGAAGACGAGGACGUCCUGGACAAGAUGGACCCCGAGGCCCUCUUCCAGGGGCUGGAGGAUGAGGAGGGGCCGGAGGCGCCCCCCGUGGCCCACCCCCCCACCUUCAGCAGCCGGCGGCUGUCUUCCGCGCCUCUGUCCCGCGGCAACAGCCUUGUGAGUGGGAGCGAGGCAGGGAGGAGGGAGGGGGACGGUGGGCUCCGGGGAGGGCAAGGGGUGGACAGCGAAGGCCGGACCCCGCCGUGGGGAGCCUCCUCGCAGGCCCUGGGCCUAGUCAGGGGGCCUCGGGGCCGGGGAGCAGCCGGAGCCCCCGUUCAGGAGGCGGCCAUUGGAGGACAGAUGGCCGAGCUGAGAGGGCUUUGGGGGGCAGGCGCCAGCUGGGAGGCCCCAGGCUGGGUGAGGAGGAGCACAAGGAGGGGGGCUUCCCUGGGACAGCGGCUCCGGGGCCUCUCACUGCAGGAGGCCGGGGCUGGGAGGGAGGCUGGCCCGAAGGGUCCAGGGGAGAGAGCCCCCCCAUCCCGUGCCCUGCCCCUGCAGCCGGGCCCUCUCUGGCAGGAUCCUGACGGCUGUCGCCAUCUGGUCCGUCCCUGCUUCCCUUUCCCCGGCACCCGGCAUCCUUCCUGGGCCGGGGCCGGGGCUGGGGCGGGGCCGGGGGCGGCCGGGGCCUCGGAGCUGGAGGAGCGGCUGACCCGGGCUCUCCAGCAGCUGCGUCUGGAGGUGGAAGCCUCCGGCUGGGGCUGCCCGACCCCGCGGCCCCCUGCAGACCAGCGGGACCGAGAAAGAGAGCGGCGGCUGCAGGAAGCCCGGGCCCGGCCCGGGGAGGGCCGGGGGGCCACCGCCUCCGAGACCACCACUCAGCAGAGCCAGAAGUCGGCCGACGGGUCGGCCGUGAGGACCGUCACCAAGACCGAGCGGCUCGUCCAGUCCAGCGAUGGCAGCCGGACCUCCCGGACCACCACGGUGGAGUCGAGCUUUGUGAAGCGCUCUGAGAACGGUGGCAGCAGAACCGUGGUCCAGACCAAGUCGUUCUCCUCUUCCUCCAAGAAGAUGGGCAGCAUCUUCGACCGGGAGGACGAGACCCCGUCGCGGGCCGGGAGCCUGGCGGCCCUGGAGCGGCGCCAGGCCGAGAAGAAGAAGGAGCUGAUGAAGGCCCAGAGCCUGCCCAAGACCUCGGCCUCUCAGGCCCGCAAGGCCAUGAUCGAGAAGCUGGAGAAGGAGGGCGGCGGCGGCGGCCCCGCCACCCCGCGGGGGGCCGUACAGCGCUCGUCCAGCUUCGGGGUCCCCAACGCCAACAGCAUCAAGCAAAUGUUACUAGACUGGUGCAGAGCCAAGACCCGCGGCUAUGAGCACGUCGACAUCCAGAACUUCUCGUCCAGCUGGAGCGACGGCAUGGCCUUCUGCGCGCUGGUGCACAACUUCUUCCCCGAGGCCUUCGACUACGGCCAGCUGAGCCCCCAGAACCGGCGCCACAACUUCGAGGUGGCCUUUUCGUCAGCAGAGACCCACGCUGACUGCCCCCAGUUGCUGGACACGGAGGACAUGGUGAGGAUGCGCGAGCCAGACUGGAAGGUGCUGGUGGACUGCGUGCCCCUGGUGGACGUGGAAGACAUGAUGAUCAUGGGCAAGAAGCCGGACCCCAAGUGCGUCUUCACCUACGUGCAGUCGCUCUACAACCACCUGAGACGCCACGAGCUUCGAUUGCGGCAGAAAGAGCUCUAGGGGUCACCGCCCCCCCCCCAGCCGAGGCGGCACUCCCCCCGCCCCUCCCCCCCAGUGUGUGCAUCCAGAAGAGCUCCCUCGCCACGUUUCCUGCCCCGGCCCCGGCACCCACGCCUGCCCCACCGCCCCAGCUCCCCCAGUUACUCACAGCGAUUCACGGAGUUUUUAUAAAUUAUUUGUUCUCAA